AUGUGUUUAUUGCAUCGAACUUUUCAGGCUGGAACGCCGGUUGACAUUCGCGAUCGAGAGGGUCGAACCCCUUUGCAGCUUGCCGCCUGGCAAGGUCACGCUGCCAUCUGUCAACUGCUUCUUGAGGAGGGUAACGCUCGAGUGGAUGCAGUAUGCAGCCAAGGUGCCACGUCUCUCUGCAUUGCUGCCCAGGAAGGUCAUGCACAUGUGUGCUCCGUCCUCCUCCAGGCUGGAGCAAAUCCCUUCCAAGCUGACAGUCACGGUCGCACUCCAUACCGUGUUGCCCUCAAGGCUGGUCACGUUGAAAUUUGUGAACUGCUUGAACAACGUUACGGUUCAAACCACCCCAGUUGGUUUGAUCCGAAUGGUCGCGAAUCCCUAUCCCCGGAAAUGAAUCCCCACAGAACUCCGAUUGAUCAGGCUCAUGGACCAUCAGGAGGUCAUGGACUGGUCGGUCGAGGUCAUUCACGAUUGACCGCUCAGGACUAUCCACGCGGAGUGGCUGUCAGUUUGACUGCUGCAAAUCCAAUUCCAGUCCUAUCUGGACCACCACCACCACCACCACCACCACCAGCGCCACCACUACUUGAGGGCAAUCACCACCCGGUACACCAUCAUCACAAUCAUGUGUCCACGAGACGAGAUUACGGAGAUGACACGAACCCUUAUGCCCGACCACCAGGUCCACUGGCUGCGCAGCGCUUUCAACAACCGUCAUCAGAUAACAGUUGUCAUUCGGAAGUUCACAAGAUCCUCCCAUCCAUGCGCUUCCAACCCCCCGGCCCCCAUGUGAAUUCCAGUGGCAAUCCAGCAUCAUUUUUACACCCAGAGGCAUUCGUGCAUGCAGAUGUGAUGCAUCCGACUACGGGGCAACAUGGACCAUGGCAAUACAGCUCCUCCGCUGGUUUCCCUCCCACUUUCAUUCAGACAUCCGAUCUCCACUCGGGUGGGUUCAUUCCUCUGGGACACUAUCCGGGAAAAUCCGAACCACCGGGUUAUGAUUCGGUACACGCAAAUGCUUAUCACCGACCAAUAGACCACGGAACGCCCCAUGGUCCUACAGGACAUUUACCACCUCAUGUGACCGCACAUCACAGUGAAGUGGGUGAGUCGUUACCUGUACGUGCGCCUGGGUCACUACAUCCGGGAUCAAGAAUUCUGCAAAAUCAGGCGGUUAAUGCUGACGGAAGAACUCCCGUAGAAUCUCAUCGUGUCAAACAAUCACAGCACCACCACCAUCAACAACAGUCAAAAGAGCCAAAUCAUCGAGCCGUUGCACAACAUCGCUCUACUCGACCAGAUGGGCGUGAAUCUGGCAAUGACCUUCCAGAUCGCCUGGGUGCCACAGCAUCCAAGCAUCAAAAUCUGCGCGAGGAACCCACUCGACACGCUUCCAGUCGUGUGCACCAAGACGUGACUGCAUAUCCGGAUUUGCUACCACAUCAGUUUCACCAAGUCCCCGUGGAGAAUACUCGCGGGGAACCUCUGACACCUGUAACUGGUUCUGUGUUCCCUACAAACGCAUCAGGUGGAACUCGGGCAAUCAAAUCAACCUGUGUCGUAUCCUCAGCUGGCCCUAUCACAAAAGAUCGGUCCCAAACACCCCGUCAUAGAGACGAACCACCCCCACUACCUCAGCACGCAACAAACCCCAGCAGCAGCGGACUUGUCAGUUCAGGUACAUCCGGGACAGCUUCCGUCAGUUUGGUUGCUCAAGCUGAACAGAAACGACACAACGACGAACGUUCCGUCUCACGUGAGGUUUCAUUCCAUACCAGUUCGAAUCCCACUCCUCCGCAAGAGUCAAAAACGUCUUCAGCCAAAUCCACUCUAGCUGGCAUGCUUCGAUUUGGUAAUAGGCGGGGAAAGAAGUCACGUAAACAACCAUUCGGUAGUCCGGACUUGACAAGUUCACCUACCCCUACCAGUUGUGUCAGUGGCGCCACUGGAGUUGGUCCGUUACGAACCAAACUGAAACCAUCAGCUCAGUCCAAAACGGUCGAUGAUCCAGGUUCCGAUCGACUUCCGUGUGUUAGUCAACCCGGUCGGUCGGGUUUGGAAAGCCACGGGAUGAAACCUAAUCCCCUAACAUUAACACCGACUCAAUCGGGACACGAAGCCCCUGACCGAGGUGUAACUAGCUCGAUGCAAUUAGAAGCACUGGCACGAAAAUUGGCCUGUUGUACGCAGAUUGAAGGUGUUCCGUCUUCGAAUCCCACAUUUCUCUCGCGCUCACAACUGGCCGCCUCGAAACCGUACAGUCCUCAACUCUGGGAUCGUCAGUCGGUGCGGAACGAUUCCAAUCGUCCGCCAUUGUGA
Echinostoma caproni is the source of this 2319-nucleotide messenger RNA. The record is from the annotation of a GenBank genome assembly. Lineage: Eukaryota; Metazoa; Platyhelminthes; Trematoda; Plagiorchiida; Echinostomatidae.